Messenger RNA from Dioszegia hungarica, 753 nucleotides. RefSeq lists its product as uncharacterized. The coding region runs from base 1 to 753 and encodes 250 amino acids. The record is from RefSeq and is a predicted model, not a curated record. Lineage: Eukaryota; Fungi; Basidiomycota; Tremellomycetes; Tremellales; Bulleribasidiaceae. The transcript has 4 exons.
AUGCCUGGCCCUGAAGCGCAGAGCAGCACACAUACCGGGCAGGGUCUGUCUCGGGAGGACGUCGAAGCGAUCCAGGCGGCGAUCAAACCCGCGGCAGAUGGCGAUGGCGACAGCAAGAACGAGACAGCGAACGAUGAUGAUCCUUUCCAGGCUAUCAUUGCAGCCAUGAGGGAGGUCGUGGAGGUCAUCGCCACGAAGCUCGCUCUCGAUGCUCCUGAUGACAGCCAUGUCUCCCCCGGUCGCAGCCCCUCCAGAUCGCGCACGCUGGACGCCGCGACCCGCGCGGUCUCGUACACGCUCCAAGAGCUUGCGCACGAUGUGAGCAGCCUGAUCGACUUACGGGAGCAGCUCGCCGUCGCGAAGGAGUCGCGCAUCGGUGGGAGGGCAGACGUUGGGUCGGGAAGUACCACGCGCGCAGCAGAUGAGGCGAUUGCAGAGCUCGCGCGCUCACUGAUGGUGACAGAGCCGGCAGGUGGCGGGGACGUCGACUUUGAGGAGUACACACCCGGAGACAUCGAAGAGAUGGAGGAGGCACUGGCGGUGCAGACGUCUGAGCUCCACUGCAGUCUCAAAGCGAUGCGGUCCGACAUCGCGGCAUUCGAAGCACCUCGAGUCUGGACCGACACAAUUUUUACGUGGUUCUGGAGUGAUGGGAUGGAACUCAUACUGGAAGACAUUGGGGGUAAGGCCAUGAUACGUGCUUGGGUGAAUAGGCGAGCCGAGGUCGGAGGCAUAGUCAGCCGCGUAGCUUGA